Cuscuta epithymum is the source of this 1487-nucleotide messenger RNA. Lineage: Eukaryota; Viridiplantae; Streptophyta; Magnoliopsida; Solanales; Convolvulaceae. The record is from the annotation of a GenBank genome assembly.
CCCUAUCUUUCAGCUCGUCCAACCCCAUCAAGAAAGGAGAAGGAAGCUCUCAAACCAUCCUCCAUAGCCACCAAAUUCGAGCUCAAGCAUAAGUGCUCAAAGAAGAAAGAUUAAAGAAGGAAAAAGGCUAGGAAAAGUGUGUAAAUUAAGGUAAUGACCUCAUUAUAACUUUUCCUUUAUUUUUAUCCUACCAUAUGAGAUAUGUAUCAUGUGAAGAACCCUUAAGAGGGUUCUACAUGUUAUAAGUAUGGAUUUAUGGGUUAUGAAGUGAUUCUAUGUCCAAGAACGGUCUUAGAAGCCAAAACGACCGGUUCACCGGAAAAUAACCUUUUUGAGGUUAUUUGUAUUAAUAUGGGUUUUAUGAUUAUAAAACCUUGUUAGGAACUUGUGAAAGGUAUUUCAAGUGAUUUCACAAGGUUGGGAAAGUCGCCGGAAUUGUCGCCGGAGUUGACCAAAAGUCGCCGGAGUUUCACCGGAGUUCAACCAAGAAGGGUAGAACUUCAUAACGCUAAUUCAAGGUUGAAGCUCAAGUUGCUAUUCUCACCUUGCUCGGUGAAGUGAUCCAAAGGGAGACGUGAAAUGGAGGGUAAGCGAAUGGCAACAAGGAAUGACCCUAAGGGAGAAGCGUCGGUAGCUUACCUUGAGGCUAGCCGGGCUGUGUCACGAGCCUUUACGGGGAGAGGAAUAGGCCAUGGGGGCCGUGAGGGCCGCCAAGCGGCAAGCGCUAAUCAAGUGGGCUCGAUGUGUAACAUGAACACCAGGAGGAAAGAACGUAGGCGUCAGGCGAGGCGAGAUCGGGCCACCUCCCAACGUGAUAUGACUGUCAGCCAAACCCAUCCUUGGGCAAACGACCAAGGAGGAGAAAGCACUCUUACGGCACCGGCAUCACCGGUGAAAAAGAAAAGGACCUCAAGGUGGCAUACGUCCUUUCCUUACUCUUUCAGACCAUCCAAAUGUUCGAAUUGCUUUAAGAAACAUUUCGGAAAGUGCAACGAGCCCCCGAUGUGCUACGAAUGUGGGAGCACAACCCACAUGAAAUUAAGUUGCCCAUGGAGGAGGCAACGAGAGACAUCACAAGUCAAGGAAGGGCUCACCGUGGAAGGAAACCAUACGGAACCAACGGCGAGCAACGCUACGUCCGUCAAUCAAGGCAGGGCCCAAGCACGAGACUACGCGAUGACCGAGGCGGAUGCGCGGGCAAACCCGGACUCCGUCUCAGGUUGAAGCUCAAGUUGCUAUUCUCACCUUGCUCGGUGAAGUGAUCCAAAGGGAGACGUGGUUCGUGCUUCCUUUAAUGUUUUAAACUACAAACUUGCUCAUGGAUAUUUUUGUAAUAAAUACAUUUGUUUUGGGCCUGCGUGCCUACGUUUUGGCCAUGUGUGGCCCACGAUUGAAUAUUGAAUAUUUCCGCUAUUCGUUCAAUCCUAUUGUGUGAUGUUGUUAUGUAUGUUUACUUACUGAGUAUGGUAUGGACUAUGUUCAUGGAC